Molecule: messenger RNA, 1143 nt
Organism: Knipowitschia caucasica
Lineage: Eukaryota; Metazoa; Chordata; Actinopteri; Gobiiformes; Gobiidae
Source: the annotation of a GenBank genome assembly
AUGUUUCUCCUUCUCCUGCCCUUUCUAUGUCCUCUCCCCUCUCCUCUCCCCCUCACACCUCUCCCUCUCUCCUCACUCCUCUCCCCCUCACACCUCUCCCUCUCUCCUCACUCCUCUCCCCCUCACACCUCUCCCUCUCUCCUCAUUCCUCUCCCCUCUCUUCCCCCCCUCACACCUCUCUCCUCUCCCCUCACACCUCCCUCUCCUCUCCUCCUCACACCUCCCUCUCUCCUCUCCCCUCACACCUCCCUCUCUCCCCUCUCCUCCCCCCCUCACACCUCCCUCUCUCCCCUCUCCUCCCCCCCUCACACCUCCCUCUCUCCCCUCUCCUCCCCCCCUUACACCUCCCUCUCUCCCCUCUCCUCCCCCCCUUACACCUCACUCUCUCCCCUCUCCUCCCCCCCUCACACCUCCCUCUCCUCCCCCCCUUACACCUCCCUCUCUCCCCUCUCCACCCCCCCUCACACCUCCCUCUCUCCCCUCUCCUCCCCCCCUCACACCUCCCUCUCCUCUCUGCUCUCUCCCCUCUCCACCCCCCUCACACCCCUCUCUCCCCUCUCCUCCCCCCCUCACACCUCCCUCUCCUCUCUGCUCUCUCCCCUCUCCUCCCCCCUCACACCUCCCUCUCUCCCCUCUCCUCCCCCCCUUACACCUCACUCUCUCCCCUCUCCUCCCCCCCUUACACCUCACUCUCUCCCCUCUCCUCCCCCCCUCACACCUCCCUCUCCUCUCUGCUCUCUCCCCUCUCCUCCCCCCCUCACACCUCCCUCUCCUCCCCCCCUUACACCUCCCUCUCUCCCCUCUCCUCCCCCCCUCACACCUCCCUCUCUCCCCUCUCCUCCCCCACUUACACCUCCCUCUCUCCCCUCUCCUCCCCCCCUUACACCUCACUCUCCCCUCUCCUCCCCCCCUCACACCUCCCUCUCCUCCCCCCCUCACACCUCCCUCUCUCCCCUCUCCUCCCCCCCUUACACCUCCCUCUCUCCCCUCUCCUCCCCCCCUUACACCUCACUCUCUCCCCUCUCCUCCCCCCCUCACACCUCCCUCUCCUCCCCCCCUCACACCUCCCUCUCUCCCCUCUCCUCCCCCCCUCACACCUCCCUCUCUCCCGUUGUGGUGCUGUAUCCGUGUAGGUUAAGAUAG